GUGCAAAGACUCAAUCCCAACGUUUACCGCCUCAAGAUGGACGACAUCUAUCCGGGGCUGCCGAUAUUCAACAUAGAGCACCUCAAGGCUUACCAUCAAGGGAAAACGGACGGGACCCAGCUAAAGCUCAAGGUUAGAUGGGUCGGAUACGGAUGGGAGCACGACACCUGGCAAUCGGAGCGCGACCUACGGAAUUCGCCCGAGCGCGUCGCGGAAUACAAGCUCAAGCAUGGUCUGUGA
Schizophyllum commune H4-8 is the source of this 240-nucleotide messenger RNA. RefSeq lists its product as uncharacterized. The record is from RefSeq and is a predicted model, not a curated record. The annotation marks the transcript as partial. The transcript has 2 exons. NCBI's taxonomy places the organism in Eukaryota, Fungi, Basidiomycota, Agaricomycetes, Agaricales, Schizophyllaceae.